UUGUGGCAAUAUGGCCGCCUCCUUGGUGUGCUGCUGAGGGGAGUUUAGCUGUCUGGGGAUAGUGAUCCUUUUCCUUCUGCUUCCCGAACCCCGUUAUUUGGGGAUUUUGUACGCGGAGCAACCAGCUGCCCGAGGCGGGUGGCGCGAUGGGCCGGACAGGGCUCCCGUGGCAACAGCCGGACAGAGAGCAAGCGCCCCCGCGGGGGUAGGACGUUCUUCCCCCCACCCCGACCACUACAAGAUCUCGAAACAGGCCCAGGAGGGAGAGCUUUCCCAUCGCCUGAACCGGACUGCCCCGCAAGGGGCUUGUUGUGGGGGGUGAGCUGUUUCCUCCUACGUCCUCACCAAAGAUUGGUGUAGCCACUCCUGGAACAGAGGCGCCACCGGCUAAACUGCGCCUUCCCCUGUAAUCUUUAACGUUAGUGCUGUGUAUUUUAUCUGAAACAGGAUUCUGUCUCAUAUUCAUUUACUUCUGUCUUGAGCUGAGGACCAUGACAAAAGCCUGGUCCUCCUUUUCCACUGUAGUUCCUGCUUAGGCAGGGAUCCUGCACUAACUUUAUAAUUGAACACAGGGCAGGACUUGCCCAGUGGAAGCUCCCUACGUUUUCUCCUAGUUUUCCUUCCAUAAAUACAGUCUUUGAGACAGUCUGAACAGCACCUUCCAUUAGAAUCUGGUAUGCACCUGUGCUGUUAAUUGAAAAGGGAUUUUUGCUGAACCUUCCGCUUAGAAUAGGGACAGCCUCCCUUUUUCAGAAGCUCUUGCAUUGCCCAAAGUCUGUGUGGCACGAGGUUUACCCUGAACAAGAGUGCCAAUCUGCUGUGAUGUCGCUAGUGCUUAAGCUCUCUAUCAGUUAAUUGGCUGUGGUUACCCUUCCAAGUGCAAGCCAUAUUUUAUAGAUACUCCUAGGCCCUUGUAUUGAAAUUUGGUUCUGAACAUAUUGUUCCUGGUAUUCUCUUCACUAAAAUAACUAAUAGUUUUAUUGUAGAUAAGGACCUUGUUCCAAUAAAGACAGCUGUUUGGAACCAAGUUGUGCGUUCCUCAAAUUAAAGUACAGCUCAUGUUUCUUUCUAUUUGUACUCAUGAGAAAGACAGAAAAAGGACCCAUAUGCACACCAGCAGUUUAUAGCUUCAUCUAGGCAGUGAUCAUUAAGUUCUUGCCAUACACUAUUAAUUAUUCCUUGUAGGGAUUACAGUACUGCCUGACUUUACCCAUUUUGAACAAGAAUCCACCAACUGCUGAGCAGGAAGCACUGGCACACUUCUGGAACAGUAGUACUCUCAAUAUCUACUCUGAACAGGGUUUCUUCCUAUAUCACUUCAUCUGGAACAGGAUCUGCCAGAUUCCUUUGCUAUUCUCUGAACGUUGUUUUAGAGUGGAGAUUUCUGAUCACUCAUUGCCUUGGUUCUGUCUCCUCUGAUGGAGUCUGAGAUGCUACAGUCACCCCUCCUAGGGCUUGGGGAAGAAGAUGAGUCGGACAUGACUGACUGGAAUUUGCCCUUGGCCUUCAUGAAGAAGAGGCACUGUGAGAAAAUUGAGGGCUCCAAGUCAUUGGCUCAGAGUUGGCGGAUGAAAGACCGGAUGAAGACAGUUAGUGUUGCCUUAGUAUUGUGCCUAAAUGUUGGUGUUGACCCCCCUGAUGUGGUGAAGACAACUCCUUGCGCUCGCCUUGAGUGCUGGAUAGAUCCUUUGUCAAUGGGGCCACAGAAAGCUCUGGAAACUAUUGGUGCAAAUUUGCAGAAGCAGUAUGAAAACUGGCAACCAAGGGCCCGGUACAAGCAGAGCCUUGAUCCUACAGUAGACGAAGUUAAGAAACUGUGUACCUCAUUGCGUCGAAAUGCCAAGGAAGAAAGAGUUCUUUUUCAUUACAAUGGACAUGGAGUCCCCAGACCUACAGUGAAUGGAGAAAUAUGGGUCUUCAACAAGAACUACACACAGUACAUCCCAUUAUCCAUAUAUGACCUACAGACUUGGAUGGGCAGUCCUUCCAUUUUUGUCUACGAUUGCUCCAACGCCGGCCUUAUUGUCAAGUCCUUCAAGCAGUUUGCUCUCCAGAGGGAGCAGGAACUGGAGGUGGCUGCAAUUAACCCAAAUCAUCCCCUCGCUCAGAUGCCCUUACCCCCUUCGAUGAAAAACUGCAUUCAGCUGGCAGCAUGUGAAGCCAGUGAGUUGCUACCCAUGAUCCCUGACCUGCCAGCUGACCUGUUCACAUCCUGCCUUACUACACCAAUCAAGAUUGCACUGAGAUGGUUUUGCAUGCAGAAGAGUGUAAGACUGGUACCAGGAGUCACACUGGAUUUAAUAGAGAAAAUUCCUGGAAGACUGAAUGACAGGAGAACGCCUCUGGGAGAACUGAAUUGGAUCUUUACAGCCAUCACAGAUACAAUUGCAUGGAACGUCCUACCCAGAGAUCUUUUCCAAAAACUCUUCAGGCAAGACUUACUUGUGGCAAGCCUCUUUCGUAACUUCUUGUUGGCAGAAAGGAUCAUGCGGUCUUACAACUGCACGCCUGUUAGCAGCCCUCGUCUACCUCCAACUUACAUGCACGCCAUGUGGCAAGCUUGGGACCUUGCUGUGGAUAUUUGUCUAUCUCAGUUGCCGACCAUUAUAGAGGAAGGAACUGCUUUCAGGCACAGCCCAUUCUUUGCCGAGCAGCUUACAGCAUUCCAAGUGUGGCUGACGAUGGGAGUAGAAAACCGCAACCCACCUGAACAGCUUCCCAUUGUAUUGCAGGUGCUCUUGAGCCAGGUGCAUCGGCUGCGAGCUCUUGAUUUGCUGGGCCGGUUUUUGGAUCUGGGUCCCUGGGCUGUUAGCUUGGCUUUGUCUGUUGGCAUUUUCCCGUAUGUGUUAAAGCUCCUCCAGAGUUCUGCACGAGAACUAAGACCUCUUCUUGUCUUCAUCUGGGCCAAAAUCCUUGCAGUGGACAGUUCAUGCCAAGCCGACCUUGUGAAGGACAACGGUCACAAAUAUUUCCUUUCUGUUUUGGCAGAUCCCUACAUGCCGGCUGAACACAGGACAAUGACAGCUUUCAUCUUGGCGGUGAUUGUCAACAACUACAAUACAGGGCAGGAAGCCUGUCUUCAAGGGAAUUUGAUUGCCAUUUGCCUGGAGCAGCUGAAUGACCCGCAUCCUCUUUUGCGCCAGUGGGUGGCGAUUUGCUUGGGACGUAUCUGGCAGAAUUUUGACUCCGCCAGGUGGUGUGGUGUGAGGGACAGUGCCCAUGAAAAGCUCUACAGCCUUCUGUCUGAUCCGAUCCCAGAGGUUCGAUGUGCUGCAGUCUUUGCCCUUGGCACCUUUGUAGGCAACUCAGCCGAGCGGACUGAUCAUUCUACCACCAUUGAUCACAAUGUUGCAAUGAUGCUGGCCCAGCUCAUCAAUGACGGAAGCCCCAUGGUCCGAAAGGAGCUGGUGGUGGCAUUAAGUCACCUCGUGGUCCAGUAUGAAAGCAAUUUCUGCACUGUUGCCUUGCAGUUUAUGGAAGAAGAAAAGAACUAUGCACCGCCUUCUCCUGCUGCUCCAGCAGAAGUUGGAAGUUUGACUCCAGGGCGGGACAGUCCAUGUACACCAAGACUUCGUUCUGUCAGCUCCUAUGGGAAUAUCCGAGCAGUCACCACAGCAAGGAAUUUGAAUAAGUCUCUUCAGAACCUCAGCUUGAAUGAAGAAUCGGGGAGCUCCGUCGCAUUUUCCCCUGGGAAUCUGAGCACCAGCAGCAGCGCAAGCAGCACUCUGGGCAGCCCCGAGAAUGAAGAGUAUAUCCUGUCUUUUGAGACCAUUGACAAAAUGAGAAGAGUCAGCUCCUACUCCUCACUGAAUUCACUAAUAGGGGUUUCUUUCAACAGCGUUUACACACAGAUUUGGAGAGUUCUCUUACACUUGGCUGCUGAUCCCUACCCAGAUGUCUCAGACUUGGCUAUGAAAGUGCUCAACAGCAUUGCUUACAAGAUUAUGCAAGUGAAAGUAAGACUGGAUUGCAGAUUGAAGCCACAACGGCUGCCCAGUGCAGGUGAUCUAGUACAUGCAACCAUUAAUGCCCGCCCCCAGCGCAUCCUUGACUCAUCGUCUCUCACACAAUCUGCGCCAGCCAGCCCUACCAACAAGGGUAUGCACAUACACCAAGUGGGAGGAUCACCACCAACCACGAGCACCAGUAGUUCCAGUCUGACAAAUGACGUAACAAAGCAACCUGUCAAUCGGGACAUUUCAUCUGUAAGACCGGCAAAUGUGGGGGUUCAAUACACUCCCCACUCCCACCAGUUUCCCAGGACAAGGAAAAUGUUUGACAAGGGCCCAGAUCAGACAGCAGAUGAUGCCGACGAUGCUGUGGGACACAAGAACUUCAUGUCAACCACAAUGCAGACAGGGUUUUGUGACUGGAGUGCCAAGUAUUUUGCCCAGCCAGUGAUGAAGAUUCCAGAAGAACAUGAUUUGGAGAGCCAGGUCCGCAAAGAGAGGGAGUGGAGAUUUUUGCGCAAUGCUCGAGUUCGGAAGCAAGCACAGAAAAUCAUCCAAAAAGGUAUUUCAAGACUUGAUGAUCAAAUCUUUCUGAACAGGAACCCGGGCAUGCCCUCAGUAGUCAAGUUUCACCCAUUCACCCCUUGUAUAGCAGUGGCUGACAAAGACUGCAUCUGUUUUUGGGAUUGGGAAAAGGGAGAGAAACUGGAUUAUUUUCACAAUGGAAACCCACGGUAUACCAGGAUCACUGCCAUGGAGUAUUUGAAUGGACAAGACUGUUCUCUACUCUUGACUGCUACAGAUGAUGGUGCUAUAAGAGUGUGGAAAAACUUUGCUGAUCUGGAGAAGAAUCCUGAGAUGGUAACUGCCUGGCAGGGCUUAUCAGACAUGCUGCCAACAACACGUGGUCUGACCCGAAGGGUUUCAAUCUAUCUUGACAGAAGUAAACAGGGAGGCGCAGGGAUGGUGGUGGACUGGGAACAAGAGACUGGGCUUCUCAUGACUUCUGGAGAUGUGCGGAUUAUCCGAAUCUGGGAUACAGACCGAGAAAUGAAAGUGCAGGAUAUUCCAACAGGAGCUGACAGCUGUGUCACCAGCCUGUCCUGCGAUUCUCAUCGCUCCCUCAUUGUAGCAGGUUUAGGUGAUGGCUCCGUCCGUGUUUAUGACAGGCGGAUGGCUCUAAGUGAAUGCCGUGUGAUGACCUAUCGAGAGCAUGCAGCCUGGGUAGUGAAAGCAUAUUUGCAGAAACAUCCGGAAGGCAACAUCAUGAGUGUCAGUGUCAACGGAGAUGUCCGUUUCUUCGACCCCAGAAUGCCAGAAUCAGUGAAGGUCCUUCAGAUUGUCAAAGGAUUGACAGCUCUUGAUAUUCACCCACAAGCUAACCUGUUUGCAUGUGGCUCUAUGAAUCAAUUUACCGCAAUCUACAACGGGAAUGGUGAACUGAUCAACAAUAUCAAAUACUAUGAUGGAUUUAUGGGGCAAAGAGUGGGUGCCAUCAGCUGUUUGGCUUUCCAUCCACACUGGCCCCACCUGGCAGUUGGAAGCAAUGACUACUAUAUCUCAGUGUACUCUGUGGAGAAAAGAAUCAGAUAACAGUAUGUGGCUGCUGUGUCAGAACAGGACAUCUUCUGGCAGGCGGGACCAUGUCUCACUCAUGAUGUACAUAGUGAAAAUAUCGACUUGAAUGUUUAGUGUUGGCUGCUGCUGCUGUGCGAACCCUUUAACUUGGACACCCCCCCCCCCCCUGAUUUUAGCUACUGAUGAUUUUUUGAGUCUGAGGGGAGGGAGAGAAGCUAUCACCUGUCUUUCAACACAGCCAGAACCUCCAGGAGCUACAGAAAAGCAACAGUUUGUACUUUGAGUGGGAUCAACCUUCUGCCACCUGGCUGCUUCUUUGGUUCUUUGAAAACAUGACUCUUCUGAAUUCAUUGAGAUGAUUUCUGCCUUGAAAAUGGGUGGGUUUCCUUUAAGACGGGAAUGAAUUCAGAACUUAUCUGCCGUUCCACAUAGUUUAUCUAGAACCUCUGUGGCUGCUACCUAUCUUCUGCCAAGUGCUAGCCCUGGCAUCCAUAUGUCAGUGGGCUUCCUGGUCUUGGAUAGUCUGUGUAUCUUUCUACUCUGUGUGCCACUAGCCACCUUUUCUAGCAUUCACAUUCCCACUGGAAAUAAAGAGAAUAGUGGGAACCCUAAGGGAGAAAAAAUCUUGAUGCUGCAAAAAAAAAUGGCAGGGUUGGCUGCCACUAUGGGAGGGGAAAGCAGAAAUCGACCCCCACUUCUUUGGUGUCCAUAGGGAAACCAGUGUGAUGCAUUUUUAAUUGCAACAGUGCAUGUUACGGGACUGGAGACCUUCCCCUCUGUGUCCACUCCAUCCUUAAGUUGCUGUAACCACUGUCAGCUCCCUUUGCCCGCAGCAAAACCCCAUAAGCACAAGAAAUAGCCUGCUACCUCUGCUAGACAGCAAGGAGUUCGCUGAUCAUUGUACCACUGCCUUAAACCUCCCCUCCCCUCCCCUGAAUGCUUUCCUUUUGCAGAAGUGCUAUUAUUCAGCUUGGUAAUGGAUGCAGAUACCUGCACAUGCAUACAGAUCAGACCCAUUCCAGGCAUCCCUCCCUCCUCCUCUCCAGGCAUUUGCACCAAGGCAGUACAGAGGGGCAGCUGUACAUACUUGCCCUACCUGUAUAUGUGCUUGCAUGCAUGUAUGCUGACUGUAAGAUAAUUAAUUACUGCUAUUCCUUUCUCUUGAGAAUGUUGGUUUCAUCUUGCACACCAUCCCUUUCCCAUAUAAUGACAAUUCCAAUCCCUUCAGAAGCCCAAGGGAGGAUAAUCCCAAGAGGAAAACUGCAUGAGUAGCGUAGAGCUCAAAGGCAAGGAGUCCUCACAUAGGAUUGCACGAGGGCCACCAUAGAAACUGUGCAGCUGUCAAGGCAGUGGCUGUGCUACCCGCUGUCCUCAAAGUUGCUGAGAGUCAUGGGAAUUUAGUCUUCUCAAUAAUGUUGUUGAUUACGAUAGUACUAAGAGUAGAGAACUAUCCUAUUAAUCUUUCAUUAUGGAUGUCGGCCUUGCAUUGCCUGCAGAAUCCAUCUCCUGGCUCUCCCAAACAAAGCCUGCUCUAUGUUAUUUUUUUGUACUCUGAUAGCCACCAUGCAGAUUUUUGGUCAUAGACCAAGGGAGAUUAAUUGUAUAGCGAGAAACUUGCUUUGCAGUCCACCAAAGUUAAAUUAUGGGAAUAAUCAGGAGAUGGUGUGACACACCCAUCUGCUGGCCAUCGUGUGAGUUGUGUGGGACAUGCAGUCUUUGGCCCCAGUUGCCAUGCCGGUCCUCUAUGGUCAGUGGCAAUGAACUCAGGGAAGGACAGAAAGAUGAUGGAUUUUGCUAAUGAGCAUCAAGCCAGAUUCUUGGAUCCAUUUAUUAACUGACUUAACCAACACAGGUUUUAAAAGAAUGGGAAUAUGUUUUUGUUUUGUUUUGUAUCCUGUAUCCAGCGUGUUUGUUUCAAGAACAAGAUCCUCUGUGCUUCCUCUCAGCUUGAGCAGCCAGAACCAUGGUUGUGGCAUUUUUUUAAAAAAAAGAAAAACAAAUGCCAGACGGUCAGCUUUCAUCAAGCGGGUGUAUGUGUGGGCUGUGCUUUUUCACAGGUCUGAUAUGGAGCUCUUAAUCAUGAAGUUUAACCAAGUCUCCAGAAGGCAUCCUACCUACACAGUUCACUUUUCUCUAUUUAUUUUCCCCACAAGAAAUUAAAAGGAAAACUACAUACAUUUAAUAAUAAACCGCCACAAGAUUGUAAUGUGAGAGUAAACCAAUUAAUGAAAAAAUGGUUAAUAAAAUGUAAAUGGCAAAACCA
Molecule: messenger RNA, 7791 nt
Organism: Sphaerodactylus townsendi
Lineage: Eukaryota; Metazoa; Chordata; Lepidosauria; Squamata; Sphaerodactylidae
Gene: RPTOR
Product: regulatory associated protein of MTOR complex 1
Exons: 36
Coding region: 1419-5543 (1374 amino acids)
Biological process (GO): positive regulation of cell growth; cellular response to amino acid stimulus; cellular response to starvation
Cellular component (GO): cytoplasm; TORC1 complex
Molecular function (GO): protein binding; protein-macromolecule adaptor activity
Source: RefSeq, a predicted model, not a curated record